GCUGGCUCAAUUUCUAAGCAGUAUGAACCUGCGGGCUUUCGUCAUCGCUACGAUCGCGACGCUGGUCGUCGUGCAUGCCGAAGUCACGUACAUCAACCACGACGAAGUCAAACCGUUUGCGCAGCCCAAACCAACGACCGACUCGGAGGUGGCCGCCGUCAAAUACAAGCCUCAGCUCUACGUCUCGUACGGCUGUCGCCCGUAUCCGGCCGUGCAGGCUGACGGGUCCGUAAGUGCUGGUCUCAAAGGAAGUGGACCAAUGGAUGGCGAGUGCGAGGGCUCGCCGUUGGGCUCUCAGGUGUAUUCUCGUUCGACCUGGUAUGAGGACAAGUGGGCCAUCAUGUAUGCGUGGUACCUUCCCAAAGGUCGAAACACCAAAUAUCAGCGUCGUCACUUCUGGGAAGCUGCCGUUGUCUGGAUCGAUGACCCUGCACUCGCCAAUUCGACAAUUCUCGGUGUGUCAUUGAAUUAUGGCCGUCGCCACAAAUCCAAAGCCCCUCUGGAGCGCCGGUAUCUUGAGGGCUCAAACGUGAAGCUUGAAUCAUACAAGGGGUACGGAAAACCGAGACCGAGGCUGCGUUUCACGCAGCUCAAAGGCGAAACCCAGCACCUCAUCACGUGGGAACAGCUCACUAAAGAAGCCCGCGAUGCCUUGAGCAAUGCCAAAUUUAACACCGGACUGUUCAAGAGGACGAAGAGAGAGAUGCCCUUAAAAGACGGCGUUUUCGAGAAGAGACUGAAAGAUGCUUAUCCGUUUUGA
This is a messenger RNA of Phytophthora infestans T30-4, 760 nucleotides long. Its product is annotated as NPP1-like protein. The coding region runs from base 23 to 760 and encodes 245 amino acids. NCBI's taxonomy places the organism in Eukaryota, Oomycota, Peronosporomycetes, Peronosporales, Peronosporaceae. The transcript has a single exon. The record is from RefSeq and is a predicted model, not a curated record.